Molecule: messenger RNA, 489 nt
Organism: Iphiclides podalirius (scarce swallowtail)
Lineage: Eukaryota; Metazoa; Arthropoda; Insecta; Lepidoptera; Papilionidae
Source: the annotation of a GenBank genome assembly
AUGGCGGUGGCCAGCGCGGGCGUGGUACCUGCUCCGGUCUAUCACGGCGCGCCGGCGGACGACGACUACGACGCGCACCCCCAGUACAGCUUCGCGUACGACGUUCACGACUCUGUGACCGGGGAUUCCAAGUCGCAGCACGAGAGCCGAGACGGCGACGUCGUGCAGGGCUCCUACUCGCUGGUCGAGCCCGAUGGUACGCAGCGCACGGUGGACUACACCUCCGACCCACAGAACGGGUUUAACGCGGUCGUCCGCAGAGAGCCUGUCGGCGCGAAGACUGCAACCGUGGCUAAGGUCGCUCCGGCUGCGUCAGUCGCCUACCACUCCGCGCCCGUUGCUUACCACUCUGCACCCGUGGCCUAUCACUCCUCUCCCAUCGCCUAUCAUGCCACCCCCAUAUCCUACGCCUCCCCCAUCGCUUACCACUCCGCCUCCCCCAUCGUGCACACUUCUCCUUUCGCAUAUUCCUCACCCAUCUAUCACCAU